This is a messenger RNA of Quercus lobata, 1218 nucleotides long. Its product is annotated as F-box/kelch-repeat protein At3g06240-like. Gene Ontology annotation, molecular function: protein binding. The record is from RefSeq and is a predicted model, not a curated record. Lineage: Eukaryota; Viridiplantae; Streptophyta; Magnoliopsida; Fagales; Fagaceae. The coding region runs from base 1 to 1218 and encodes 405 amino acids. The transcript has a single exon.
AUGUCUCAGUUGACAGAACCAACGAUCCUCCCAGGGAGGAAGAACCUUGUCCCAGCCGAUAUUGUACUCAACAUCUUGACAAGGUUAUCUGUCAAAUCACUCAUAAGAUUCAGGUGCGUUUGUAAAUCCUGGUACUUCUCAAUCACCACCCCAUAUUUCAUCUCCACCCACCUUAAUAACAAUAACAACGAUUAUGAUCGUGAUUAUCUCGUAAAAUUGCCUGAGUCUUUUAGAACCAUGUAUCCUCCUCCUUCUUCUCAUCUUUCUAACAGCCAAGUCUGUACGUUUUCUUGCGACCGUAUGUUCAAUAGAAUUUCCGACUAUUCAAUUCCAUCUGAUUUUUCAUCAAAGCUUACAAGUAUAGUCGGUUCCUGCAAUGGCCUAUUGUGUGUCGCUGCCUAUUACAGUGUCAUGACUUAUGCUGAAAUUAUAUUCUUGUGGAACCCCAGCACUAGAAAAUUUAGGAGGUUGCCUAAUUCAUGCUUAAGCCAAAAUCAAUAUGCUUUUGCUACUGGAUUUUCUUAUCAGUCCCACACACGUGACUACAAGGUAAUAAAGAUCUUUUCUUUUAGUGUGGCUGAGGUUUACACAUUAAGCUCGGACUCUUGGAGAAGGGUAGAAAUCUCAUUGACACCCAAUGUUGUGGUCUCAGGAAUGGAUUAUUUUUCGUCUGCCAUUUUUGUCAGUGGGGCUUUACAUUGGUUCGCUAAGAUUAAAGCUUUCACUAACGGGAAAUUCCGACGUCGAAGCAUGAUUUUGUCAUUUGAUGUCGAUAAUGAAAAAUUCAAGGAGAUGGCACUCCCUGUUGUAGAAAAAGUGCAAAAUCAAAGUCUAGUGGUGUUUAAGGGGAAUCUGGCCUUCAUUACAGUAGACUACCUUGGAAUGAACUUUCAGCGACUGAAUCCAUGUCUAUGCUCAAUUUGGGUGAUGGCGGAGUAUGGUGUACCUGAAUCAUGGAAUAAACCUUUUUCAGUGCGAUUGGAAAAUGUUGUAAAAUUCAUUGGUUGCACCUGGUAUGGUGAACUUCUAGUUCAAAAGAAUGUGAAGGCCAAAUCUGAUGCUAGAGAAUUACGGAGCUUCAAUGACGACGUGAUUGUUUCAUUUGACCCUGAAACUUUACAUGAGAAGAAACUUGAUAUUCAGCAAGUUCCGAAUACAGUUAGUACUUUCAUGGAAAGCCUUGUGUUGCUUGAUGGGGAAAUUGAGCUAUCUGGAUAA